AUGAUUAGAAGAGCUAGUCCUCUUUUUGAUAUCACUAGCUCAAUUGGCCCUCGAGUGUUUGGUAUCUCUCGACUGGCUAGUAUCUCUCAGGUUGUUCCUAAUGGCAGUUGGACUUUGCCGCUAGUCGUAUUGCUCCGAGCAUGCUUACCUAUUCAGCCGCGAGACACUAACUUCCCAAUAUGA
Messenger RNA from Arabidopsis thaliana (thale cress), 183 nucleotides. RefSeq lists its product as uncharacterized. Bases 1 to 183 code for a protein of 60 amino acids. The record is from RefSeq and is marked reviewed. The transcript has a single exon. NCBI's taxonomy places the organism in Eukaryota, Viridiplantae, Streptophyta, Magnoliopsida, Brassicales, Brassicaceae.